This is a messenger RNA of Phragmites australis (common reed), 838 nucleotides long. Its product is annotated as DNA-directed RNA polymerases II, IV and V subunit 9B-like. The transcript is spliced from 4 exons. Gene Ontology annotation, biological process: DNA-templated transcription; transcription-coupled nucleotide-excision repair; maintenance of transcriptional fidelity during transcription elongation by RNA polymerase II. Gene Ontology annotation, cellular component: RNA polymerase II, core complex. Lineage: Eukaryota; Viridiplantae; Streptophyta; Magnoliopsida; Poales; Poaceae. Gene Ontology annotation, molecular function: zinc ion binding; DNA-directed RNA polymerase activity; nucleic acid binding. Bases 252 to 596 code for a protein of 114 amino acids. The record is from RefSeq and is a predicted model, not a curated record.
GAAUAUCCUUUGGCGUGCAUUUCUAAAAUGGCUACUUCUUGACUCGCCUUCUUGGCGACCAUAGCUGCACUCGGAACAGCAUCCAUUCCCAAUCAUCAGCCCUUUCUUGCAGAAGGAAUAGGAUUCAGCUCCACCACUGGAAACCACCACCAAGAACAAGAUCUGAAGUAGGCAGGCAGGCAGGCUGGGGUCAACAGAGCUGAGCAGACAGGUCAGGUCAGGUCAGCUCUCGCAAGCAGCAAGCAGCAGCCAUGAGUACCAUGAAGUUUUGCCGUGAAUGCAACAACAUACUGUACCCCAAGGAGGACAGGGACCAGAAGGUGCUCCUCUAUGCCUGCAGGAACUGUGACCACCAGGAGGUUGCAGACAACAACUGCGUGUACCGGAACGUGGUGCACCACAGCGCCGGGGAGUUCACCCAGGUGCUCCAGGACGUCGCCGGCGACCCGACGCUGCCCCGCACCAAGUCUGUGCGCUGCGCCGUCUGUGGCCACGGCGAGGCCGUCUUCUUCCAGGCCACCGCGAGGGGGGAGGAAGGGAUGACGCUCUUCUUCGUCUGCUGCAACCCGAGCUGCGGCUACCGGUGGAGAGAGUGAGGUGUUGAUCAGCCAGGCAAAAGGAUCCCAUUGAUGCAAACAGUCAGAAGGACACGAUUUUUGAAAUUUUCAUCCAAGAGACCUGCCCAUAGUAGCAUGAACUGAUUGUAUGUUUGAAGCACAUUCAGGCAUAAGCCGUUUCAGUAACUUCAGAAGGGAGACAAUUAGGACCACUGGGGUAAAUUUCCCUGUGGUUCAUUUAACAAACAAAGGAUAUGAUGAUGAGGACAAUUUUCUUGGUU